AUGGCUUCAAUUGAACAAGAUGAUAUAUUUAACGUAGAAGAUGAUGAUAUGGAAGAAGAAGAAGAAGAAGAAGUACCUCAACAUGUUGGAGAUUAUUCAAUUGAAGAAGUAGAUCAUCAAGAAAUAAAUCGAGACCGAGAACAAGAAAAUCAAGACCAUCAAGAAAAUAAUAAACAUUAUGAUGAUAUGGAAAUAGAUGAUGAUGAAGAAAUGGAAGAAGGUGAAGAAAUGGAUGAAGAUGAGGAGGGAGAUGAGGAAGAGGAAGAGGAAGAGGAAGAGGAAGAGGAGGAAGAAGAUGAAGAGAAUGAAAAUGAAAAUGAAAAUGAAGAACAAGAACAAGAACAAGAACAAGAACAAGAACAACCAGCUGAACCUCAAAAUAAUCAAGAAUCAAAUGGAAUACAGACUGACCAAUCUACAAUUGGAGAAACUACAAGAGAACGAGAAGAGUCAAAAGUAAUAGAACCAACAAAUCUAGAACAAAAUAAGGACAGGGCCCAGGGCACAGAAAUUGAAAAGGAGGAACAAGAUAACAAAGAACAAAUUGAGAGUGAUUUAAAAGAGUCGGAAUUAAAAGCACAAGAUGAUUCAAUAAUUUUUAGAAGAGACAUAAUUAAAAAGGCACAAUCAGCAACUGAAUUCGACAUUGUACCACAAGUUGCAAUUCCAUAUUCUACUCAAUGUCACAUAAUGGCAUUCUCCCAAGGUCCAAAAUGGAUAUUAACAGGUGGUGAAGACGGAUUCAUUCGAAAAUAUGAUUUCAUUGCAUCAAUUCAAGGUAAAUCCCCAUUAACAAUGGCUCAAAAACAUAAUUUAUCAGAUUCUAUAACUAAUGCCGGUGUAAUUUGUUCAUAUUGGGAAAAUGAACAACCUAUGACACGACAACAAUUAAUGAAACAAAAUUCAAAAUUAAAAGAUUCUGAUUUUUCAACGGGGUCUGUCAGUUAUGAACCAAAGACAAAUCCAGUAUAUGCUUUAGAUGUAGAAAAAAAUGGAUUUUGGUGUUUGAGUGGGUUGUUAUCUGGUGGGAUUAGUUUAUAUACAAUGAGACAUAAUGAAGGUUCGAUACAUCAUUAUUUUCAUCAUUAUGUGAAGGAUUCAAAAUAUACUAAUGGUCAUAAAGAUGCAAUUUCAAAAAUUGUAUUAAAUCAACAACAAGAUAAAUUUUUAUCUGGAAGUUGGGAUAAAUGUAUUAAAUUAUGGGAUUUGAAUAAGGGAGAAAUCGUAAAUAAUUAUUAUGGAUCUAGUGGUCAAAUUUCAAAUAUUGAAUAUCGACCAAUUGGAUUAAUAGAUUUAACUAUUACAAUAGAACAAGACGAUGAACAAGAGAUAGAAGAAAAAGAGAAAGAAGAAAAAGAAGAUGAUAUAGAUUCAUUAUUUGGCGAUGAAGAAAAUGAAAAUGAAGAAUACAAUAAAGAUCAAGAAUCAAAGGAGCUGAAGAAAUCAAAUGGAGCACAAUCAAAAACAUAUUCAAGUGAUAAUAUAUUCAUGUCUUCUAAUAUAGAUGGGACUAUAAAUAUUUGGGAUUCAAGAUUAGAUAAACCAGUUAUAAAAUUGGGACUUUCUGAAAAUACUCCACCUUGGUGCAUGUCUUCAACUUGGUCAAAUGAUGGGAAUUUUAUAUUUGCAGGUAGGAGAAAUGGAACAGUUGAAGAAAUAUCAAUCAAAAAACCAAUAAAAUCAAAUAAAAACACCCCCAAUGUUUCUAAAUUACUACAAUUUCCUAAAUUAUCUGGUCCUGUUUCUGCGUUAUCAACUAUGCCUAAUGAUGAUUUUUUAUUAUGUGGUUCUAAUGAUAAUAUAAGAUUAUAUAAUUUGAAAUUAUAUGAUGAAUUGACUAAUACUCAAGUUAAUCAAAAGAAACAAGCUACUCCAUUUUUAUUAAUUCCUGGUCAUCAUGGUGGAAUGUUGAGUCAAUUAUAUGUUGAUGAGACUGGUAGAUUUAUGGUUAGUUCUAAUGGGUAUAGAGGUUGGGGUCGUGGAAAUUAUACAGAUACCGUGUUGAUUUAUGAAAUUGAUUUUGAAUAG
Messenger RNA from Insectozyma verbasci, 2028 nucleotides. The record is from the annotation of a GenBank genome assembly. NCBI's taxonomy places the organism in Eukaryota, Fungi, Ascomycota, Pichiomycetes, Serinales, Debaryomycetaceae.